AUGGGUGGCGGCCGUGACAAGGGCAAAGGCAAAGGCCCAGGUGGCUUUUCCGGUGCGGGCAGAGUGCGGUCAAGCAUUGACAAGGACUGGCGCAAAGGAAGUCAGAAGGGUGCACAGAAAGGCUCCGGCAGGGCAGCGGGCCGCACCGGUGCGACCAGCCGCAUCCCUGACGGGCACGCCAUCCUCCUGGUCCAGUUCACAGACAAGAUCAAUGGCAAAACGUACUCAGAGCAUCCGAAUGUGAGCAGUGCAAUGGAUGACGUGUGCCAGAUGUAUGAGCAGGUCAUGAAGAUGGACAUGGGUGGCAGGCAGCAGGUCAAGUACACGGUCGAGGACCUCUGGUCCUUUGUCGACCGCUUGCGUGACAUUGCCUGCUUGAUCUACGACUCCCAGGGCGGUGAGUACCUGCCACACAAUCGUGAGUGGGUCAAGAACCAGGUCUUGAAGCACCUGAAGGGGCAGCUCACAUGA
Symbiodinium sp. CCMP2456 is the source of this 471-nucleotide messenger RNA. Lineage: Eukaryota; Dinophyceae; Suessiales; Symbiodiniaceae. The record is from the annotation of a GenBank genome assembly.